CCUGCUCCGGCUCUAGAUCUGGAUCUGGAUCUCAGACUGAGGAUGAACUCGUUGAAUUUCUGCGGUGCCUCCGGUGCAGCUGCCUUCCCCGUCCCCGGGCUCAACUCCAUGCUGUUCGACCUCCACCACCAGAUGGCGGAGCAGUACCAUGUUUACCCCGCGGGCCCGGGCCCUGGCCCCGCCGCGCACACCCUGUCUGUGGCGGAGCGGCUGGCAGAGCUCAUUCUAGAGGCUCGUUACGGGAACCAGCAGAAGCAGCGUCGCAGCCGGACGGCGUUCACCGUGUCCCAGCUGCAGGCGUUGGAGAAAGCCUUCCAGCAGACCCAGUACCCGGACGUGGGCAUGAGGGAGAGGCUGGCGCUGUGCAUCAACCUGCCCGAGGCUCGCAUUCAGGUGUGGUUUAAGAACAGGAGGGCAAAGUUUCGUAAAGGCCAGAAGUGCUCCCCUCUGUCCGGAGACCAGGGUUUAGAGGAGGCGCCGCAUCGCAGUAGUAAAGCGGGACAGGAGGAAGUCAAGACAGAAGACAAACGGGACGUCACCACAUCCUGCAACGACAGCACCCUCGACCCUUCGCCUCCACCUCCUCAUCUUCCUCCUCAUCCUCAUCCUCCUCUCACUACAGGGAAAAGCCAGAAGCUCACCCCCCCGACCCCUCAUUCGGACUCUGAGGUCUCACAGUGCCGCCUCGGACUACACUCCCCGCCGCUUUUCCCCUUUGUGACGGGGGACAGCUUCACCCACCCGCCUCACCCACCUGUCGCCCUCCCCCCUGUGUUCUGGCCCUUCGUCCAACAGCACAGAUCUGUCCUGGGGGUCCCUCCGUCAUUAGUGACUAAAAACUGCAGCCUCUCCAUUCAGACCGCCUCCUCCAAUAAAGCAGUGCCUUUCCCUCACCUGGGACUAUAACUGCAGACUGACACACCUGACAGAUGGACCAAAACACUGGACACCUGAAAGGAAGAACACUUUCAUACAUAAAACUGACACCUGGAAACAUCAAACAUGCAUCUGUGUUCACACAGUUUUAUCAAAUGCCUGGAAUCUAAAUCUGUACAGUCACUUUUUUUGAUAAAUAUUUGUAGUAGACACAUUUUCACUUAUCUAGCCGAUCUGCUUAAUUUUUUCCAUUAUAGUUUUAAGCAGGUUCAGUCUUCAGCAUUAUAAUCACUGUAUAAGGUUUUACUACACUGUCAGUAACAAUGACAGAGACAUGUGUGACUGCAGCAUAGUAAUAUGAAAUAAAACCAUUUGUUCCUCA
Sphaeramia orbicularis (orbiculate cardinalfish) is the source of this 1258-nucleotide messenger RNA. It is a transcript of the gene dmbx2, whose product is annotated as diencephalon/mesencephalon homeobox 2. Gene Ontology annotation, biological process: regulation of transcription by RNA polymerase II. The record is from RefSeq and is a predicted model, not a curated record. Lineage: Eukaryota; Metazoa; Chordata; Actinopteri; Kurtiformes; Apogonidae. Gene Ontology annotation, molecular function: RNA polymerase II transcription regulatory region sequence-specific DNA binding; DNA-binding transcription factor activity, RNA polymerase II-specific. The transcript has 4 exons. The coding region runs from base 43 to 906 and encodes 287 amino acids.